CUUAAAAGGCCUCGACCCCAAAAGAAAAUGGACGAAAACCACCACAAUUCCAUGCUGCUCGAAGCCCUAGCUAGCGAUAGAUUACGGAUAGAUAUCCGCCGGCUUAUAGCGUGCCCAGGUUCGCGUAUCUCGCCUCAUUCCCCCAAGAACCGGUUCGAUCCAGCGAGCCGCAUGUUGCGACUGCGAGGCAGCACGAAUGGUAGUUGGACAGCCAUCGAGAGGGUAAAGGGCGACUGACGCGCGGCUUUUGGCUUCGUUCUCUCUUCGGCGAGGGAGUCAGGGCUAUUGUGACUCCGCAGGGUGGUGUCAAAGACCGUGUCACCCCUUGGUGGAAGCCCCGUCAAUAGCAGGAACCCGAGCUGCCAGCACCCUUUCCCUGCAGCCAGUUUUGCUCUCCACACCUGACUCGAAAUUCUGCAACAACGAGCCCAAGGUUCCUACCACACCGUUACGCCAUCGUGGCUUCCAGCAUGCAGGCGCAACCACAACCGUUUAGUCGGCUCGCGAAAAUGGAGGAAAUACCAUUCACCAACAACUCUAUCCGAUCUCUACCCACUGGGAGUUUACCUAUCUUAUCGUUACAAAACACCAAGGACUCUGGAACCGACAUGGAUACCGAACCCUCAUUCAGCACUCCUGCCAUCACUUGCUGUUUGGCCGCACCUGAUGACCCUGCCACCGCCCUCGUACGCUUCACAUACCUUGCUGAGGGAGCUGCCAACGUCGUGUUCAAGAUAUGCCCUGGGUCUCAAAAAGCCCCGGACGGGUUGGUUUUUGUCGACGACGACGACGGAGUACUCCCACGGGAAGGCUUCUUAGGCAAGGUGCUGCGAAUCUCCAAAGGAAAUCCGAGAACUCCCUCAUCCAGAGAGAUAAUAGCCGGAUUUGAAACCUUCAUUAGGCCCCUUUUCAAAUAUAAACAAUUACCCCCAUGGAGGCUUGCCAAUACAUCGUUGAAUCCCGAUGUGCAGCCAGAACGGUUCGACGACUAUCUCAUAGAUCACGAAGGUGUCAUCUUAUCUGGAACCGCCAUCAAACAGCUCGCGCGCGAAUACGAUAGGCACCAUAGCGCGACAACGCACGAUGCCAACUUUCCAGUACAGUUGGGCAUUCUCCUCCACGAUAUGUCGUCCGUCCCCAAGUCCUCCGUCACUAUCGAGAUCAAACCGAAGUGGCUGUUUCCAUCACCAAACGCAAUAAAACACACCUACCGCUGCCGCAAUUGCGCCCUACGCAAGUCGAGAGGCGCCGGGGUAGACGGCUACAUUUGCCCCUUGCGAUGGGUCCGGGGAAACAGGGGAAACAACGCGGUGAUCAAGGCUUUUAUCCGCGAGAAGGUCUCCACUGCGCUUUCGAAUACCGGAGAGGAGCUCCCAGAAUCCGAAAUGCUCGAAUCGAUCGUCAACCGAGCUACCACGUAUCUUACGACAGGGCCUGGCCAAGACCUGAUGUUGCACCUUCGGGCCCAGCAAGUCAAGCUCGAUCCCUUCGGCAUUGGUGGGGAGUACAUGGUCGAGGAAACAGAAGAAGCCAGGGUCUCCUGGAGACACAACCUUAGGCUUGCAAUGACCCUGCGAGACUGUUCCUUAUUUAUCAGGAUUCCGUACGCCGACGCGUCUUUGCCAAUCGAGGCAAAGCUCGGCGAUCUUGAUGUCAAGUCACUAGAUAAGCUCCCGGACUGGUUCACGAAGGAGGAGCAUUUGAUUAACGGUGGCUGGUAUAAGGAUCGCGAGCCUCCAGACUACGGCUGUCUGAUGUCCGCUCUUUUCAAGCAUUGGGUGCCGUGGCACGUUUGAGAGGGCUUCGUUGCGGAAUACAGGGUUUGUGUUUUCGAAAAGGGUUGAAGUAUAUCAGUUUUGGAAGUGCAGAGUUGGAGCAGAGGAUCAUUUUUCGUUAUUACUGUGUAGAGGCGUUGUGGGGUUGUCGUUGGAGCGUAUACCCCGGUCCGCUGUAUUCAUAGUGGGAAGGCGACGAAUGGAACAAUACUGUAUUCUA
Messenger RNA from Trematosphaeria pertusa, 1995 nucleotides. RefSeq lists its product as uncharacterized. NCBI's taxonomy places the organism in Eukaryota, Fungi, Ascomycota, Dothideomycetes, Pleosporales, Trematosphaeriaceae. The coding region runs from base 471 to 1796 and encodes 441 amino acids. The record is from RefSeq and is a predicted model, not a curated record. The transcript has a single exon. Gene Ontology annotation, molecular function: inositol-1,3,4,5,6-pentakisphosphate 2-kinase activity; ATP binding. Gene Ontology annotation, cellular component: nucleus. Gene Ontology annotation, biological process: inositol phosphate biosynthetic process.